This is a messenger RNA of Phytomonas sp. EM1, 1176 nucleotides long. The record is from the annotation of a GenBank genome assembly. NCBI's taxonomy places the organism in Eukaryota, Euglenozoa, Kinetoplastea, Trypanosomatida, Trypanosomatidae.
AUGGAUGCCGAUGCGGCUCGGGUGAAGAGCACCAGCGUCAAUGCGGGGCGGCCCAUUUUGCAGGCCACCCCCUCGGUUGGGAUGGGUGACUACUAUGCUUCAUCAAUGGAUCGAGUUCGCGAACCCACCGCAUUCGGUUCGCUUCCUGCGCCUCAAGGCUCGUCUGACGGCGGGACGCCGCAUCCCGAGGAGGCACGUCGCCUUUCGGGAGAGGCUCAGGAGCGCCGUGAUACCAUUUUUUCGCCCCAACAUGACUUCGUAAGUCUGAGCGAUGCUUCUGGAAUAAGCUCGCCGGGGUCCUCCACGGUCUCUGAGCUUCCCUUCGAAAAGCAACUGGAGCUCGAUGUAAAGAGGUUAGAGUACUACCAGGGGACGUCAAAGUUUCCUGAACUCCUGAAGGAAUUUAGGGAGAAGUAUCAAAGGUACGACCCCAAUCAGUCUGAGGCGAAGUCGCGGUCAGCCGAGGAUGGUAGUGGUCAUGAAACGAAGGAGCCUGUUGACUACCAACACCUUAGUGCAAAGCUUAAAGCUCAGCUUUCUGCUGGCCCCCACGCGUACCACCCGAUCUCUCUAAUGGAGCAUCAUGGUCUGGUUCGUUUCCAGGGCUAUGCCUUUCCGCCGUCCGUUGAGCUUGGCAAUCUGAAGGAUGGACACGAUAUUGCAAGGCUUCAGGGCUCAUAUAGGAAGAAGGGGGCCUUAGCGUUGUUGCGCCGCUCCUUUAAUGCGUUGGUUGGCCGCCCGGAUAGGAGUGAUGAGUACCUCGCAACCGAUGGCAAUGCAAAGGAGGACACCCACAUCAUAUAUCGAACCUUGGGGCUUGAUGCUGUGCAGCGCCGGCAGAUGCGGUUUAUGCUCUCUGACUUUGACCACUCUGACCGUAAUACUUCGUUUCAUGUGAUGAUGUCUUACCCCUAUGCGGAUUGGUUGCAUGUUUUUUUUAUGGUCUUUGUUGGUUGCUGCUUGUAUCAAUUACAAGUGCGACUUGACGCAUAUGAUUUUUACGACGAAUACCUUGGCUUAGAUCUUCGACAGGUCCCCAGUUUGAAAAAGCCCUUUCUGGUCGUUGUGACGGCAGUUGUUAUGGUCUUCUUCCUUUUUCAGCCACUCCUGGUGGCAAGUAUUGCCACUAAUCGAACCUAUCGGAUUGCUAUGAGGCGUCCCAUUGGACCGCCAUAA